AUGACCAUCAAUAUGGAUGCUAUGAUACAGCAUGGGAAACAGCAAAACCUGUCCAUCUCAACAGCGAAAAGUUCACUGUUUGGCUGCCAGUCAGAGAGAUUUCGCAAAGGAUUUGUAUCUCGUAAGAAAACUCUUAAUCCGUUGCUACAAUCUAUAGUGUUUAAGGCGUUACGGAAAUCAGUGGCUGGAAAAAAAUCUGAUCCCAGUAUCAUGUAUUCCUCUGAUGAAUUGCUUAAACUGGCUAAGGGAUCCCACGGCAAUAUUUUGUUUUCCCCGUUCGGCAUCACGGCAGGCCUCGGGAUGGUGUGCGCCGGAGCCAAAGGAAAGACGAAAGAUGAAAUAAAAUCCGUUCUACAUUUGUCCCAGAAGAGUGAGACGGCUCAUAAAGCCUUCAGAGAUGUCAUUAUCGAUUUUAAGAACAACGAUGAACAUUAUGAAUUAAGAACGUCCAACCUAGUUUGUCUGCCUGACACAUUGUCUGUGUUACCAGAUUACUCCGCUGUUCUAUCCGAUAUGUAUCAGAGCUCUGUCAAAGGCGUGAACUUUGCUGAUUCCAACGCAGCUGUGCAAGAGAUCAACCGAGAUGUCAAAUCUGCAACGAAUUCUCGCAUUACGGAUUUGAUUCCAGAAGGAGUUUUAAAUGACGACACAAGAAUGGUGCUAGUAAAUGCUCUCUACUUCAAGGGAUUAUGGAGCAAAGAAUUCAAGAAAUCGAAUACAAUAAAGGCCACGUUUUGGGUUUCGCCCAAACAGAGUGUAAAAGUUCCUAUGAUGAGAAGUUCUGGUUACUUCAAUCAUGGUACUUGUGGUGACAUCGGAGCUUCUGUGUUGAGUAUGAAUUACAAGGGAGGGAAUUUAAGCAUGGUAAUUGUGCUUCCAUCUGAGCGCGACGGACUGGCCAAAGUGGAGGCGAAGUUGGCCAAAACAGGCUUCGUCAGCAGCCUCGAAAAGACCAUGAAGAACAAACUGGUAGAUGUUGUCUUUCCCAGGUUUGAGAUCGAGGAGACGGUGCAUCUCAAAGAUCAUCUGUGGAUAAUGGGGGCGAGGAAUCUGUUCGACGGAAAGGCCUGCGACCUGUCGGGCAUCACGGGUGACCGGCGGCUCAGCGUCUCCUUCUUCUUCCACAAUGCGGCCUUGAAGGUGGACGAGGAAGGCGGAGGCGGGGAAGCAUCGACGUGCGUAGAAUCGUCUUUAUUACGCGUCCACCAAACACUGAGUUUCAGAGCAGAUCAUCCAUUCAUAUUCUACAUUCGAGAUGACACUUCAGGCUUCAUGCUGUUUGCUGGCAGAGUCACCGACCCUUUGAGUUAA
Molecule: messenger RNA, 1311 nt
Organism: Penaeus chinensis
Lineage: Eukaryota; Metazoa; Arthropoda; Malacostraca; Decapoda; Penaeidae
Product: serpin B4-like
Exons: 8
Coding region: 1-1311 (436 amino acids)
Molecular function (GO): serine-type endopeptidase inhibitor activity
Source: RefSeq, a predicted model, not a curated record